Messenger RNA from Gasterosteus aculeatus aculeatus (three-spined stickleback), 1932 nucleotides. RefSeq names its product sodium- and chloride-dependent GABA transporter 2. The record is from RefSeq and is a predicted model, not a curated record. NCBI's taxonomy places the organism in Eukaryota, Metazoa, Chordata, Actinopteri, Perciformes, Gasterosteidae. Gene Ontology annotation, molecular function: gamma-aminobutyric acid:sodium:chloride symporter activity. Gene Ontology annotation, cellular component: cell projection; plasma membrane. Gene Ontology annotation, biological process: amino acid transport; sodium ion transmembrane transport; nitrogen compound transport.
GCUCAUUAAAAGACGCUACAGAAUCCGCCGUGAGGCGAGAAGAGGAGACCCGGACGGACAGCCCGUGGGUCAACAGGACGACCGGCCUCGGGCUUUGCUUUUGGCAAUGGUGAAUAAAAAAUGUGGCCCAAAGCGCCAGGGAGUAGAAGUGGAGGAGAGAGGACACUGGGGCAGUAAGACGGAGUUCCUCCUGGCGGUGGCGGGAAAUGUUGUCGGCUUCGGCAACGUGUGGCGGUUUCCUUACCUCUGCUACAAAAACGGAGGGGGUGCAUUCCUGGUGCCCUAUCUGGUGUUCGUGGUGACCUGCGGCGUACCGCUGUUCCUGCUGGAGACGACGUUGGGCCAGUACACCCAGGAGGGGGGCAUCACCUGCUGGAGGAAGCUGUGCCCACUGGCCGAAGGUAUCGGCUACGCUGGGCAGCUCAUCCUCUUCUACAGCUGUAUGACCUACAUGUUAAUUCUGGCCUGGGCUUUGUUCUACUUGGUGUUCUCCUUCAGCCCUCAGCUCCCAUGGGCCAGCUGCGACAACUACUGGAACACAGCCAACUGCAUUGACUUGGCAGCACAAAAUAAAACCCGUGAAUGGACCAACCAGACUAACGCAGCUUCUGCUGCCACAGAGUUCUGGGAACGACGGGUGCUUGGCAUCUCGGGGGGGAUUGAGGAGAUGGGCAGCAUCAGAUGGGAUCUCUUGCUGUGCCUCGUUGCAAUGUGGGUCAUCUGCUACUUCUGCAUCUGGAAAGGGGUCAAGUCCACGGGAAAGGUGGUAUAUUUCACUGCCACCUUCCCGUACGUCAUGCUGCUCAUUCUUCUGAUCCGCGGACUCUCUCUUCCCGGGGCUCUGCAAGGAGUACUGUAUUACCUUCUGCCGGAUCCCUCGAGGCUCACGGACCCUCAGGUUUGGAUGGAGGCCGGGUCUCAGAUCCUCUUCUCAUACAGCGUGGGCGUGGGCUCCUUGACUGUGCUGGGCAGCUACAACACCUACAACAACAACUGCUACAGAGACUGCCUGUGGCUGUGUUUGCUAAACAGUGGCACCAGUGUAGUAGCUGGGUUCGCAGUCUUCUCCGUGCUGGGAUUCAUGGCUCACGAGCAGGGCGUCUCCAUCGCAGACGUGGCCGAGUCAGGCCCUGGCUUGGCUUUCAUUGCAUACCCUCAGGCCGUGGCCAUGAUGCCUCUGCCCCAACUGUGGUCCAUCUGCUUCUUCGUCAUGCUCAUCCUCUUGGGUGUGGACACGCGAUUUGUGGCCAUGGAGGUGGUGACGACAUCCAUCAUCGAUAUGUUUCCCAAAUUAAUGCGCAGGUAUGGCCGACGGGAACUCUUCCUCCUCCUCUUCUGCCUCACAUGCUUUCUCUUUCAACUGGUCAUGGUCACCGAGGGAGGAAUGUACGUGUUCCAGAUGUUUGACUACUACGCCUGCAACGGAGCCUGCAUCCUCUUCCUCUGCGUGUUUGAAACCGUGGCACUAGGAUGGAUAUUUGGGGCGCAGCGGCUGUGUGACAUCAUCAAGGACAUGACCGGAGUGCACGCCAACCCGUUCUUUAAAUUCAGCUGGCUUUACCUCACCCCUGUGGUCUUACUGAUUUCUUUUAUACGUUCUUUUGUGGAGUACCAGCCUCUGACCUUUAACCGCUGGUACGUGUACCCAGCGUGGGCAUACGCGUGCGGCUGGGUGCUGACCUUCUCCUCCAUCCUGCUGGUGCCGGGAUGGGCGCUGUACAAACUGGCGAUAGGGACUGGGAGCCUCAGUCAGCGUUUCCAUCACCUGUGCCAACCGGCUCCUGACUGCUCCCUGACUCAUGGGAGAGAAACUGAGCUGCAAAACAUCGGAGAGGAAGUUCAACACUGCCUCUCCUCCAGCUGACAUCAGACAUGAAACAAUCCUGGAAUCUUUUUUGGGCACACCUGUGUGUGCAACAACGUCCUUCUCAA